Candoia aspera is the source of this 997-nucleotide messenger RNA. RefSeq names its product H-2 class II histocompatibility antigen, E-S beta chain-like. The coding region runs from base 8 to 895 and encodes 295 amino acids. Gene Ontology annotation, cellular component: membrane; MHC class II protein complex. The transcript has 4 exons. Lineage: Eukaryota; Metazoa; Chordata; Lepidosauria; Squamata; Candoiidae. The record is from RefSeq and is a predicted model, not a curated record. Gene Ontology annotation, biological process: antigen processing and presentation; immune response.
CAGCCCCAUGGGCUCUGCCGGGGUCCCCCUGCUGCUGCUGCUGCUGCUGCUGCUGGUGGGGUCGCUGUGCCGGAUCGCCGGAAGCGAACGGGGGAAGGAGCCCCCCGCCCAUUUCUUGUUCCAGUUUAAGUCCGAGUGCCACUUCCUGAACGGGACGCAGCGGGUGCGCUACCUGUACAGGCACUUCUACGACUGGCAGGAGACUGACCUCUUCGACAGCGACCUGGGCAAGUUCGUGGCCGUGACCGAGUUGGGGCAGCCCGAUGCCGACCCUUGGAACAGCAAUAAGGUCUACAUGCAGUACCUGAGGGCCGCUGUGGAUCGCUUCUGCCGGCAUAAUUACGGGGUGUACAACUACCAGGCGGCCAAGACAAGGCCCAAGCCCACCAUCACCAUCUCCCCCACCAAGGCGGACCCCGCGGACCCCAACACCAUCCUCCUCUGCACUGCGACGGGCUUUUACCCCCUGGAGAUCGACAUCCGGUGGCUGAAGAACGGGCGGCCGGAGAAGGAGGGCGUCGCCUUCGGGGAGGAGCUGCAGAAUGGAGACUGGACCUACCAGCGCCAGGUGAUGCUGGAGACCCGGCCCCAGCGGGGGGACGUCUACGCUUGCCAGGUGGGGCACGCCAGCCUGGAGGCCCCCAUCACCGUCCAGUGGGAGCCACGUUCCUCCAACUCUGCCAGGAGCAAACUCUGGACGGGGGCCGUGGGGGCUGUGCUGUGGGUGGCCUUCCUGGCUGUGGGGCUCUCCCUCUACCUGAAGAGCAAGAAAGGUGAGUCUUUGGGGCUGGAUAAGGAGAGAUGGGGAGGGGAUCAUGUAGGGGAGGCAUCUGAUCAAGAUGGCAUAGAAGGUCUUCCUGGACCGCCCCAGUCCCAAGGCUGGUGGCCCCACUGAGCCACCACAGAUCCUCCGAUGGCACCAAACAGCCAUAGAAAGAGGGAAAUCCUUGGGGGGAUCCCUUGAGGGCAUGAUCCUGAGUAAUCCGUUGCCCAGAUU